Molecule: messenger RNA, 3038 nt
Organism: Nothoprocta perdicaria
Lineage: Eukaryota; Metazoa; Chordata; Aves; Tinamiformes; Tinamidae
Gene: SURF4
Product: surfeit 4
Exons: 6
Coding region: 47-856 (269 amino acids)
Biological process (GO): Golgi organization
Cellular component (GO): endoplasmic reticulum-Golgi intermediate compartment; membrane; endoplasmic reticulum
Source: RefSeq, a predicted model, not a curated record
CGCGCGCACGCAGGGUUCGGGCCGGCUCCCCUCGCUGCGCUCCGCCAUGGGCAAGAUCAACAUCAUGAGCACGGCCGAGGACUUCGCCGACCAGUUCCUGAGGGUGACGAAGCAGUACCUACCCCACGUGGCCCACCUGUGCCUCAUCAGCACCUUCCUGGAGGACGGCAUCCGCAUGUGGUUCCAGUGGGGCGAACAGAGGGAUUACAUCAACAGCACGUGGAACUGUGGCUAUUUCCUGGCCUCCAUCUUCGUGUUCAUAAAUCUCUUUGGACAGCUGAGUGGCUGUAUCCUGGUACUCAGUAGGAACUUUGUGCAAUAUGCCUGCUUUGGACUGUUUGGAAUUAUAGCAUUACAGACUAUUGCGUACAGCAUUCUAUGGGACCUGAAGUUUCUGGUGAGGAACCUUGCCCUCGGGGGAGGCUUGCUGCUGCUUCUGGCCGAGUCGCGCUCGGAAGGGAAGAGCAUGUUUGCUGGGGUGCCCACCAUGCGGGAAAGCUCUCCCAGACAGUACAUGCAGCUGGGCGGCCGCGUGCUGCUGGUCCUCAUGUUCAUGACGCUGCUACAUUUCCACCUGAACUUCUUUUAUAUUUUGCAGAACAUUGUGGGCACAGCCCUGAUUAUCUUAGUGGCAAUUGGCUUCAAGACUAAGCUGGCUGCCUUGACGCUCGUCAUCUGGCUCUUUGGCAUCAACAUCUACUUCAAUGCCUUCUGGACCAUCCCAGUGUACAAGCCCAUGCAUGACUUCCUCAGAUACGAUUUCUUCCAGACCAUGUCUGUAAUUGGAGGGCUCCUCCUCGUGGUUGCACUGGGUCCUGGUGGAGUCUCCAUGGAUGAGAAGAAGAAAGAGUGGUAACAGGAGCAGCAACACUUCUUGGGACAUAACAUAUUAAGUCCAGAACUGAUUCUCUAUGGAUUCAACAAAAACUGCCAGCAUUUUACACUACAUGCCCCCUUCUUAUUAAAGGCACAGAUGUUUCAAGAAUUUGAUUUACAGUGGCACCAGUAAUCUGAUAGAUAAAGUCCCACUUCAAGGAAUGUUGCCUAGGUUUAUUGUUCUAACUUCCUAGAAUUGGAACUAACCCAAGGAGCCUGCACUUCACUGAUGCAUCAGUGAACUGCAGUUGCUGUUUCUGUCAGCAGUGUUUUAAUUGGAAGUACUGAGAGCAGAUACAGCAGUUUUGCUCAGUGCUGUUGGGUUUUAGCUGUAACUCAAGUAGGCCCCUCUCUCACCCUCAUCAGAACUGUGUUGUGUAUAAGGAGCUCAGCUGCUGGUUGUAGCAUCGCUUCUCUGAGUGGAAAACAGCAUCAAGAGAACAUGCUGUUAUGUAGCUAUGUAUUUUUUUUGAUAAAAUGGUAUUAUAGGCCUCUGAGAAAGGAGACUUUUAUUGCUGCCAUGUAGAAGGCAGAAAGGAGACCCUGGAAGUAGCUGUACCCUUCUUUAGGUGAGAAAGAGAGGUUUUCUAAUGCUAAGGUUCACAGUACUGUUCUUGAGGGGAGCAAGGGGAAAUUCUGUAUUGCUCAUCAGAUUUCAAGAAGGGAGGGGGAAGCGACUUCUGAAGAGACUGAAUAUUAGAUUCUAAUAAAAUUCUGUGCCAAAUAACUCUUUAUUCACUGCUCUGUCCACAACGAUUUUUUCCUCCUAAAUUUCCACUGUGGGAGCCAAGUUGUGCUCCAGCUCCCACAAUAAAAGGUCCUUUCUGCUAUCGACCAGCCCCCUUUUGUGUAUGCCCCAGAUCAGGAUCUGAACUACAGGUUGUUACUGGUGACAGUGUCUUUAAGAGCUACGCAAACUCCCCCUGCCCUGUUUUGUUUUUAACUCUUGCCCUCAGUAGAUGCAAGUUGAGCGCAGUCAGUCUCCGAAUGUGCAGCGCUCUCUGCUUCCCAGCCUUCCGUUAGCUUCUCUGCUGCAAAAGCUUCAGGUGACUGAAGAGCUGGAGUGCUCCUGAGCUGAGCCCAAGCCCCUUCUCUGCAGCAUCUUGGACCACAGUGAGGUGUGGAGAGAAGAAGGUGGCAGAAAGGUAACGGUUCUUGCUGAAGAACACAAGUACAAAAGCUGUGCAGUGAACACGCCGUCAGGAGUGGGUAACCUGCACCUUCAGAGGGAGGAACUCUGGCUUAAUGGUGAGGAGAGAUAAAAAACCUGAUUCCACCUCUCAGUGCCACCACCUCUGUGCCAUGAACAUGCUCUGUUAGUGCUGCUAGGAAGAGAAAUUGUUUUUCUUAUCCUCUGCUAGUAAACUUGGGUGAGCCUGUUAGCGUAGAUCACAAAAGCAUUUCAGGUUCCAGAGAGGAGAGGUUAGCUUGCUAACAUUGCACUGUUGUCUCCUUCAAGAAAGCUGCUCAGCUGCCUGUCAAGGAGUCAUUCAGCCGAAUGCCUCCUGCAGGGACUAGUGCCAGGCUGUCUGGUAGGGCCACUAACGGUUCAGCUUAGCAGUUAGAAAACUCCGCUCGGAAGGGAUGGCAGAGAGAGGGCAUUUCCGGUUGUUAAACCAGUGAUUUCAUCAUUUUAAGGGGAAAAAAAACCCCUACGUGCUGCUGCUGAAGAAAGCUUACUGGUUUGGGGGGAGUAGACUGGAGAGGAAACCAGCAUAGGUCACAGGGAAGGCUUCUUCCUCUAAAAUAGGUUUUGCAGGAGAGAAUUUUUCACCUCGAGUGUUCCCAUUGUGCCUGUCUCUUCACAGCAAAACAAACUGGUCCUGUCAACUCCUGAUAUGCAACCCGGGAUCUUUUUGCUUCAUUUCCCUGCAGUUUCUAUAAAUAGCUAUUUUUGACUAUAUCAAAGCAGCCCUUCUCACAUAUCUGUUGAUGUUCAUACUAUUUAUAAACUGAAUAGCAGACACAAGUUUUGUAAGAAGCACUUGGUUAACUAUUCCUUUUUUCCUUCUUUCUUUGCAUUAUGUCUAAGAAGGUGGAUGACUGACUAGUCUGAAUCACUGACUAGAUUCCUCCUUGUGAAAAUGAAGUCCAGUAAAAGACAAAUCAGUUGAGGUACCAGACAAGGGAGUGAUAUUGUCCCUUCGAGUAGAAGUCUUACA